AUGGUGGGACCGGCGAGGAAGGCGCAUCGGCAAAGCUCUGGUGCAGCUGCCGUCCCUGCCAUCAUCGACCCUGACCACCGACCAUCGCUCAUUCUUCUUCAAAGUCUCAUACGACCUCUUUCUAAGAUGUCGACAAAAGCAUCUUCUUCCAGCGACAUGCUGCCAGCAAAGCCGACCAGCACCACCACCGUCACAAUCGCAGGAAAGCAGAAGACGACACCGUGGGAGAAGAAGAUGGAGCAACGCAGGAAGCAAGAGUCGAUCAAGCAAAGGGAACGUGAGAUGAAGGCCGAGAAGGAAUCCGAGGCCGAACGAAAGAAGCAGAUCACUCGCGACAGGAAGCAGAUGGCCGAGGAAAAGGCUCGACUCGAGAUCAUGGCACAAAAGGUGAGCUGGAACAACAGCAUCGACAUUCGCUUUGAGGAGCUUUGA
This is a messenger RNA of Pseudozyma hubeiensis SY62, 432 nucleotides long. RefSeq lists its product as hypothetical. The record is from RefSeq and is a predicted model, not a curated record. The transcript has 3 exons. NCBI's taxonomy places the organism in Eukaryota, Fungi, Basidiomycota, Ustilaginomycetes, Ustilaginales, Ustilaginaceae. The coding region runs from base 1 to 432 and encodes 143 amino acids.